UAAAACCUCAGGGGUAGGAACCUCUCUCCUCUGGCUCUGCAUCCUGGAGAUGGCCUCACCCAAGGUUGCAGUGGUGGGCGCAGGAGUCAUCGGCCUGUCCACAGCACUGUGCAUCACAGAGACUUGUCCCAGCUGCUCUGUGACGGUCCUUUCAGACCAGUUCAGCCCCAACACCACGAGUGAUGUGGCAGCUGGGAUGCUCAUCCCUCACACCUACCCAGACACACCGAUCCAAAGGCAGAAGCAGUGGUUCAAAGAGACCUUCACUUACCUUUUUGCCAUCAGCAACUCGGCCGAGGCAUCAGAAGCUGGCAUUCACCUGGUCUCUGGUUGGCAGGUCUUCAAAAGCCCUCCCAAGGAAGAGUUACCUUUCUGGUCAGAUAUUGUGCUGGGAUUUCGACCAGUGUCCGAAGCAGAACUCCAGAAGUUCCCGCAGUACCGGUUUGGUCAGGCCUUUACGACCUUGAAAUGUGACUGCCCACCCUACCUGCUGUGGCUGGAGAAAAGGUUGAAAGCAACUGGGACCCAGAUGUACACCAGGAAAGUGUCAGACUUGUGGGAGCUGCGCAGUGAAUAUGACAUCGUUGUCAACUGUGCAGGCAUGGGAGCCCAGGAGCUGGUGGGAGACGAGCAGCUCUUCCCUGUCAGGGGACAAGUACUCAAGGUUCACGCUCCUUGGGUGAAACUAUUCAUCCGGGAUGGAGAUGGCUUAACUUAUAUCUACCCAGGAGUACACAAGGUGACCCUGGGAGGAACCAGGGAAAAGGGAAGCUGGACUCUCUCCCCUGAUGCUGGCACUACUAAAGAUAUCUUUGAUAGAUGCUGCUCCCUUGAGCCCUCACUGCAGGGAGCUCAGGAUAUCGAGGUGAAGGUGGGCCUGAGGCCAUCCAGGCAGUGCGUGAGAGUGCAGAGAGAGGUUUUGAGCCAAGGAGGAGUUAAGCUUCCAGUGGUCCACAACUAUGGGCAUGGGGCAGGUGGCUUUUCAGUGCACAGGGGCACAGCCAACGAGGCUGCUCACCUGGUGGAAGAGUGCAUUUCUGCUCUGCAAGGCUCCUCAUCGAGGGCCAAGCUUUGA
Cinclus cinclus is the source of this 1075-nucleotide messenger RNA. RefSeq names its product D-aspartate oxidase (gene DDO). The transcript has 5 exons. NCBI's taxonomy places the organism in Eukaryota, Metazoa, Chordata, Aves, Passeriformes, Cinclidae. Bases 50 to 1075 code for a protein of 341 amino acids. The record is from RefSeq and is a predicted model, not a curated record. Gene Ontology annotation, molecular function: D-amino-acid oxidase activity; FAD binding.